This is a messenger RNA of Abrus precatorius (Indian licorice), 1785 nucleotides long. RefSeq names its product acetyl-CoA acetyltransferase, cytosolic 1. Gene Ontology annotation, biological process: fatty acid beta-oxidation. NCBI's taxonomy places the organism in Eukaryota, Viridiplantae, Streptophyta, Magnoliopsida, Fabales, Fabaceae. Gene Ontology annotation, molecular function: acetyl-CoA C-acetyltransferase activity. The transcript has 13 exons. The record is from RefSeq and is a predicted model, not a curated record. The coding region runs from base 92 to 1315 and encodes 407 amino acids.
UCACAUUGGCACUGCUACACUCAUCACCUGUUCCUCGUUUUCUUAUUACUUCGACAUCCGAACUCAUCCGAGAUUCCAAUUUCAUAUAUCAAUGGCUCCAGUUGCAGCACCAUCUUCAGACUCUAUAAAACCUAGAGAUGUUUGCAUUGUUGGUGUUGCACGUACACCUAUGGGUGGGUUUCUAGGUACUCUGUCAUCUCUACCUGCCACCAAGCUAGGCUCUAUAGCCAUUGAAGCUGCUCUUAAAAGGGCCAAUGUUGAUCCUUCACUUGUGGAAGAAGUAUAUUUUGGGAAUGUUCUUAGUGCUAAUUUGGGGCAAGCUCCUGCAAGACAAGCUGCUCUUGGAGCAGGAAUACCCAAUUCAGUUGUCUGCACCACUGUUAACAAAGUUUGUGCAUCAGGAAUGAAAGCUACAAUGCUUGCUGCACAGAGUAUUCAAUUAGGUAUAAAUGACGUUGUUGUGGCUGGUGGUAUGGAAAGCAUGUCUAAUGUACCUAAGUACCUGGCUGAAGCAAGGAAAGGAUCCCGCCUUGGACAUGAUUCACUUGUUGAUGGGAUGUUGAAAGAUGGUUUGUGGGAUGUCUAUAAGGACGUUGGCAUGGGUGUGUGUGCUGAGCUGUGUGCAGAUAACCAUGCAUUAACAAGAGAAGACCAGGAUAACUAUGCGAUCCGGAGUUUUGAACAUGGAAUUGCUGCCCAAGAAAGUGGUGCUUUUUCAUGGGAAAUUGUUCCCGUUGAAGUCUCUGGUGGAAGGGGAAAACCAUCAACAGUUGUUGAUAAGGAUGAAGGCCUAGGAAAGUUUGAUGCUGCCAAGUUACGCAAACUCCAGCCAAGUUUCAAGGAAAGUGGAGGGUCUGUUACUGCUGGCAAUGCUUCCAGCAUAAGUGAUGGCAGUGCUGCAUUAGUUUUGGUGAGUGGAGAGAAGGCUCUAAAACUUGGUCUUCAAGUUAUUGCAAAAAUUACUGGAUAUGCUGAUGCUGCUCAGGAACCAGAGCUAUUUACAACAGCUCCAGCCCUUGCCAUUCCCAAAGCUAUUACCAAGGCAGGGUUGGAGGCUUCACAAAUUGAUUUUUAUGAAAUUAAUGAAGCCUUCGCGGUUGUGGCUCUUGCAAAUCAGAAACUUCUUGGCCUUGAUUCGGAAAAAGUAAAUGUACAUGGUGGAGCUGUAUCAUUGGGUCAUCCUCUUGGUUGCAGUGGUGCUCGUAUUCUGGUGACACUUUUGGGGGUACUGAAGCAGAAGAACGGAAAAUAUGGAGUUGGUGGCGUUUGCAAUGGAGGAGGUGGUGCAUCAGCCCUUGUUGUGGAGCUUCUGUAAGCGGUUUUCAAGUUCGGUAGAUGUCCUUUAAGAGCCAGCGAUCUGUGCAAACCUCAAAAGACUAUGCCUCCUUCCUUAGCUAGUGUACAUGCUAGUUUCAAUUUUAUUUCAAGGACAAAACGGAAAGAGUGGGGCGAAAUUGGCAACAUAAUUAUUAGAAUUAAGUCUAGAUCUUGUUAAAUUGAACUUCAGAAUUAAAUUUUUAAGUACCAGAUCUUGUGAAAGUGAACUUUUCGAAGCAUUAAAGUAGAACAUGGAGCAAUAUUAUUUAGAUUUGUUUUCUUUGCAAUAAGUUACUUGCUUUCAAUGCUUUGAGAUGAAUUAUUAUUAUUCAAUCCUCUUAUUUGAAGCACAAGAUUACACAGAUUCUUGUGCUUUGUAAAAUGUGUUCAGAUAUUAAAUGACCGGAAGAUAGAAUGGAAGCAAGUUGUGAUUGGUCUUGUUUAUGCAAAUUGAUUAUUGUUUUGGUC